GGGCACCGUCAGUCGAAAACGCGUCGCGGCUCUCGAACGUAACUCGAAAAGUAUAUUGCGCAUUGAUCCGCUUGAAGUCGUAGGCUGUGACUCGGAUUUGUUCUGAUUUCCCAGCGAUUGUGUUUGGUUUUGUUUGCCGCAGCUGAACUGUGUGAACAAGUGCAGUACCCCAUUCCAGCCAUCGCUAUGAAUGCGGAGUUUGUGGUGCUGGUCAGUCUGGCUCUGGUUUGCCUCAUUCCGGUGGGUCUUUCGGUCACCUGCGAGAGCCACGAGAUCUGCAUUAGCAAAAAGCGGUGCGAUGAGACGGACGACUCCGGCAAGGGAAUACUGGUCAAGCGUGUACUCGAAAAAAGCUGCGGGCGCGGACUAGUUUGUUGCGAUAAGGUGCAGGUGGAGACCUUUGACGCCCAUGAGGCCGAAAUCGAGUACCGGAACCAGCGCCGGGGAAAUCCCUGGGGCUCUUCGGAAAGUCCGGUGGAAGCCGCUGCAAAAGAGAGGCCAACUGUGCCCGAGAAGCAUGAUGAGGGUUACAAAAGUUGUGGCGCGAGGCGGGAGUGUGUGCCCCGCCACCUGUGCACCACCGGAGUGGUCAACGAGGAUGGACGGUACAUCAUCAAGCCGCGAAUAAAUGACGACAGCAACUUCGGCUGCCGCUCCGUGGAGCAGUGCUGUCCGCUAGACGAUCGGAUCGAGGAGGGUCAUAAUGCCAUCCAACGCAACGUGAGGGAUUUCCAGUCUAAGGGCUGCGGCUACAGCAACGUCAACGGGCUGUUUUACAAGCUGGAGGGAUAUAACGGCGGGGAGUCUGUCUUCGCCGAGUUCCCCUGGAUGGUGGUGCUGAUGGACCUGGAGGGCAAGUACAUCUGCGGCGGCACGCUGAUCCACCCGCAGCUGGUGCUGACCAGCGCCCACAACGUGGCCAACCACAGUGAAGACACGAUGGUGGUUCGGGCUGGCGAGUGGGACCUCAACAGCCAGACAGAGCUGCUCCCCUACCAGAUGCGUCCUAUCAGCGAGUUGCACCGCCACGAGGGCUUCUACAACCUGACCUUUUACAACGACAUAGCGCUGGUGGUGCUGGACCGUCCUUUCCACCUGGCGCCGCACAUCCAGCCCAUCUGCCUGCCGCCGACGGAGACGCCCCAGCUGGAGCAGGACCUGCAGAAUGCCCACUGCCUGGCCACUGGGUGGGGGCACAAGACCUUUACGUCCCUCAAAAUGGAACAUCUGCUAAAGCGAAUCGAGCUGCCGGUGGUGGACCACAAGUCCUGCCAGCGUCUGUUGCGCAGAACGAUCCUCGGGCGCCACUUUAAUCUCGAUGCGAGCUUCAUUUGUGCCGGCGGUGAGGAGGGCAAGGACACCUGCAACUACGACGGAGGAUCGCCAUUGUUUUGCACAAUGCCCGGACAAAGGGAUCGCUACCAGCUGGUGGGCAUCGUGUCGUGGGGCAUCGAAUGUGGCGAAAAGGACGUGCCCGCGGCCUACACCAAUGUGGCCCACCUGAGGAGCUGGAUAGAUCGGCAGGUGGUGAAGAGCGGGUUCCCUUUGAUUGAGAUCCCCUAGGUUAGAUAAUAACUAUGCUCAAAUAAAACUAAUGUAAAUUAUGCCCGAACUA
Molecule: messenger RNA, 1615 nt
Organism: Drosophila biarmipes
Lineage: Eukaryota; Metazoa; Arthropoda; Insecta; Diptera; Drosophilidae
Product: phenoloxidase-activating factor 2
Exons: 2
Coding region: 187-1563 (458 amino acids)
Biological process (GO): proteolysis
Molecular function (GO): serine-type endopeptidase activity
Source: RefSeq, a predicted model, not a curated record